AUGGCUGGUCAUUCACAUAGAACUUCUGUUAAGAACGGUCAUAAGACGUUUAAAUCAAAGCAUGCCUCUAAAGGGGCCUUGAAGAGAUUGUAUAAGGGUAAAGUUGAGAAAACUAUUGCAAAUGGUAAGAUGAUUAAGACUAUCACAAAGUUCCAAAGAAAAAACACUGCAAAACAAUUGAGAAGUAAGAAAAUAUCAUCUACUUUAGAGAUUAGAAAGUUAUUUGAAGGUAAAAAUGGUGCUGAGAAAAUUAUCACAGUUAUUCUAUUAACUGAAGAUAUUAGUGCAAAUGAUAUCAUCUCAAAACUAGUGAAAAGUGACGACAUUGAAAUCCCAGAAAAAGAUGACUCUCCAUUAGUCAACGAUGUAUUCAUUACCAAAUACAAGACGAAUUUGAAAUUUAUUGUUCCUGAUAUGUCGAACUUCUUGAACAUUUUAGAUUCUGCGAAAGUCGCUGAUUUCGUUGUCUUUGGUUUGAGUGGUACUUCUGAAGUCGAUCAAGAAUUUGGUGAACAAGUGAUUAGAGCAUUAGAGUUACAAGGUAUUUCAUCGUACAUCGGUGUCGUUACAAAUUUGUCAAAAGUUCACAAGAAGGAGAAGUUCCAAUUAGAUGUCAAACAAUCUUUAGAGAGUUAUUUCAAACAUUUUUUCCCAAAUGAGGACCAUAUAUUCAACCUAGAGAAAAGCUCCGAAGCAUUGAACGCAUUGAGAUUUUUAUGCCAAAGAUAUCCACGUCCAGUCAGCUGGAGGGACAAUAGAGGUUAUUUAGUUGCUCAAAAAGUCGACUUCGUUGAAAAUAAUAAUGAUCCAAAUUCUGAAAAUGGUAACUUGGUCAUCGAAGGUACUGUUCGUGGUGUCGGUUUUAACGCUGACAGAUUAGUGCAUAUUCCAGGGUUGGGUGAUUUCCAAGUUAAUGGAAUCGAAAGAAUUUUGAACUCCACACGAGGACCAAAACCUUCAACUACAACACUAGAUGAAGUCGAACUGUUGGACGCUGAGCUAAGUAACAAAUUUGAAGCAAACCAAGCUACAAGAGAAACUUUAGAAGAAUAUGCUUUAGAGGACUUGGACAUCGAAGAAUGGUCUGACUACGAUGACGAUUUCGAAUACGAAAAUUUAACUUCCGCAAGAUACGAUGACCAUGGGUUUUUACCUGGUAGAGAAACAGCUGCGAAAAAAGUGAAACUUCCAAAGGGUACUUCCGAGUACCAAGCUAAAUGGUAUCUGGAUGAUGUCAUCGACAUUGACGAAGAUGAUGAAAUAGAAGAUCACAUUGGAGAGGAAGAUCUUGUAGAAAAAUUACAAACCGAAUACGAUGAAGACAUGAAUAUGGACACCGAUGAUCUUGCCAGUAAUCAUGUUGCAUUCUCAACAACUGACGCACAAACCGAAGCUGGUGAUGACGAUUUUAUUGAUUUAUCCCCAGAAGAAGAAGAACGUCAAUGGCGAGAGUUCAAAGCACAAGAAUCUGAUGAUCGUGAUUUCCCUGACGAAAUCGAAUUGAAUCCAACCGAAUCAGGUAUUGAAAGAAUGAAGAGAUACAGAGGUUUAAAGAAUCUGCACAGUUGUGUAUGGAACUAUAAUGAAAAAGAUCCAUAUGCUCCAGCUGAAUGGAAGCGUAUUUUAAAAAUCGGAGACUAUAAAAAUAUCAGAAAUAGACUACUAAAAGAAGCUAAGAAGUCUGCACAAGUUAUUGCUGGCGAUCGUAUAAAGAUUUACAUCCAAUUCCCAAAAUGUUUAUUAGAAAAAAUUACUGACCCAACCCAAAUAUUAGUUUCUGUCUACAGCUUAUUACCUCACGAGCACAAGAAUGCUAUGGUUAAUUUCUCUGUUGAAAGAUGGGAAGCAUACGAUGAACCAGUUCCUUCUCACGAACCACUUAUUGUACAAUACGGUGUUAGAAGAUACACUAUUCAGCCGCUAUUUUCUUCAGCAUCAAAUAGUUCUAACAAUGUUCAUAAAUAUGAAAGAUUCUUGCAUCACGACACUAUCUCCAUUGCCACAUGUAUUGCGCCUGUUGAUUUCACACAAUCUCCUGCUAUUUUCUUCAAAUCGAAUCCAAAUGAUCCAAAGGGUCUAGAAUUAGUUGGCCAAGGUUCAUUCCUAAAUGCUGAUCAUACAAGAAUUCUAGCAAAGAGAGCUGUAUUAACUGGUCAUCCAUUCAGAUUCCACAAGAAUGUCGUCACUGUUCGUUACAUGUUCUUCAACGCAGAUGACGUUGAAUGGUUCAAGUCUAUUCCAUUAUUCACAAAAUCUGGCAGAUCAGGUUUCAUCAAAGAAAGUUUGGGUACACACGGUUACUUCAAAGCCUCAUUCGACGCCAAACUUUCGGCACAAGAUAUCGUAGGAAUGGCUUUAUUCAAACGUAUGUGGCCAAACACUUCCCUUCCAUGGUAUGGUGAAGAAUAA
Molecule: messenger RNA, 2409 nt
Organism: Tetrapisispora phaffii CBS 4417
Lineage: Eukaryota; Fungi; Ascomycota; Saccharomycetes; Saccharomycetales; Saccharomycetaceae
Gene: TSR1
Product: small subunit rRNA maturation protein TSR1
Exons: 1
Coding region: 1-2409 (802 amino acids)
Biological process (GO): ribosome biogenesis; endonucleolytic cleavage of tricistronic rRNA transcript (SSU-rRNA, 5.8S rRNA, LSU-rRNA); maturation of SSU-rRNA from tricistronic rRNA transcript (SSU-rRNA, 5.8S rRNA, LSU-rRNA)
Cellular component (GO): nucleus; preribosome, small subunit precursor
Molecular function (GO): U3 snoRNA binding; GTPase activity; GTP binding
Source: RefSeq, a predicted model, not a curated record